AUGUCAAGAUACACACCUCUAUUUCUUUUGGUUCUUGUGCUUGUUCUGACAUCAGUUAUCGUUGCUGAUUUUGCGCCGGCUCCUGGACCCUCACCAACACCAAUUCCUCUUCCUCCAGAACUUAUCGAUGUCAAUACAACAAUUAUUGAUACUACUGUUGUAACAUCGGCGGAUUUGUUUCCAGUGGAUACUUCACUUUUAAAGUCUCCAACUUCGGUUUUAGUUAAGGAUGCUAACACAAUUAUUGUUGUUGAUAGUGGAAGUCAUAGAUUGUUGUUUUUCUCAGAUAAUGGUGCACCAGCAUAUGUUUUGGCUGGAGCAGGUUAUUCAGGUAAUGCUACUAUUGACCUUGGUGGUUCUGCUUUUGGUCCUACUUCUCCUCUAAAUUCACCAUCUUCUGUUGUUUUUAUGGAUUCGGAUACUGUACUAUUUACUGACACUAAUAAUGAUUUCAUCAAAAAACUAGUACUAUCAUCAGGGAUAUUGCAAAACUAUGUUGGAAGUGGAAACAGGUCGGCUGAAUAUGCGCCACCUUAUGAUAAGGCGCAUAUUAAUCUUAUUGAACCAAAGGGAUUGGCUCUCUAUUCCUCAAUUCUUUAUGUUACCAGCAAUGACAAGAUAUUUAGAGUUGGCACGGAUGGAUUUGUAAAUGAGAUUGAGAUUGAUUUAGGGAUACAACAAGGAGGCCUACAAAAACCAACUUCUCUGGCAAUGUCUUCAAGUGAUAUCCUCUACAUUUGUGAUAGUGAAACAAACUUGAUCAAGAGAUAUAACGUUUCUAGCAAAUUAUUGGAAACUGUUGUGGGGUCAGGAGAAAACCCUUUCACUUCUGAAAAUGAUGCUUUGGAUCCUCUUAGUCACAACUUGAAUAAUCCUCAAGGGAUAGCUUUGAGUCCAGAUGGUAAAAUGCUAUAUAUUGCUGAUACUGAUUCAGGAAAAAUCAAAGUAUUUAAUAUAGAGAAGAAUACAAUAAGAACGAUAUUGGCAGAAUCUAAAUAUGGAAUCUCUGUUAGCAAACCUGUUGGAUUAUAUGUCCAUUCAAACGGAACUCUCUAUUUCACAGAUACGAAUACCCUACAGAUAGGAAGACUCAAUUUAAUGAAUUGUGAUACAAAUAGCUCAGAUCCACAAUGUCUGAUAAGUUAUUGUUAUGGAAAAUUAUCAAACGACUCAUCUGUUUGCAGUGGAAGAGGCAACUGCGCAAAAACUGAUACAUGCAGUUGUAGAGUAGGAUUCGUGGGAAAUCAAUGCCAAUUCAAUUCAUCUUUUCUUAUCAAUGCAAUUAAUUCAAAUUAUGAUGUUGAGAUAGGAAAAUCUCAAGUUCUACAGAUUAAUGUUUCAGAAACUAUUACUAAUGGGAUUAAUUUUAUAUGGAAUUGCGAAAAAUGUGCAAUGCCAAUUGAUAAUAAUUUCAGUUCAUUGUUAUUUAAUGCUUCAAGCCUUGGAACCUUCAUUGUAACUGUUAGGGUGAAUCAUAUACAAGAAGGAGCAAUAAUUAGAACCUCUAAUUCUGUUAAUUUUACAGUUACUGUAAUACCACCAAUUGGGGUAGAUAAUAGCACAUUCAAUUCAACUUAUGCAAAUAAUUCAAGUUUUGAUAGCACCUCCAAUGUUACUGAUAUAAUCAAAGCUAUAUCCCUAUCACAAAAUCAAAUGAUUGACAGUGUCCUGACAGGAUUCAACAUUGACACAAAAAGAUUUUUGGCAUUAAUUAACCAAAACGAAUGUAAUAGCUGUUCAACUAUCAUCUCUAUUUCAUGGAAGCUUGUGUAUGAGGAAAGAAUAUAUUCAAGCUCUGAUCAAAUUACUACAAGAGGAACAGCAAACAAAAACUCUAAUUUCACCAGUAUUAGUCUCAACCCCUUUGUUAAUGUCAAAGGAUUGGUAAAACUUGAAGGUUCUACUAAUUUUGCUACCCUUUCCUUUACAAUUACUGGUGCUAUCCAAAACACUAUGGUGAUUAAUCACACCAUUCCUGUAGCCAGCUCAAUAAUUAGAAAGUCAUCAAAUUCAAAUCUAAAUAUAUCUCCUAACAGAGGAGUUGGUCUGUAUACCUUGUUUAGUAUUCAGGAAAACGAAAGCGACUGGAAAAUUUUCUCUGCAGAUCAAUCCCCGCUUUCUUUUGCAAUAGGUAUUGUUUACAACAACCAGACUCUACGAUUAACUGAAUUUGUACCUAUGGGCCAACAAUUACUGACUUAUUUGCCUUUCACAAAAAAUAUGGAACAAAACAAGCCAACAGACUUGGUGGUCUUUGCAAAGGAUAACUUAUCUAAUGUACAGUCAGUUUUAGUUCAAUCAGUUGUGACAAUGCUUAGAUUCUACAGCACCCCAAGUGAGGCAAUGUCUCUAAUGAAGACCGAUUCAAGAAUUGCUAAAGUGGUUCCAUAUGACUCAUCAUUCACUGGAUCAUCGGAUGAAUAUGACCAAUUACUGUUAAUGGCUAUGCAGAAUUUCACUAUUUCAGCGGAAAAUCCAACAGUUGGACUUGGAUCACUGUAUUCUAUGUCUGAAAAAAAUCUCACUACCUCUGUGUCCAAUUUAAUUAUACAAAACCUGGAUUCUUACCUUGGAAAUUCUGUAAAUUCUUACAAAACUCAAAAGAGCCAACAGGGAUUUGUGUCUUCCAAGAUCUCAGAUGAAGAUACGAAAACGAUUCUUUCAACAUCAUCCAAUUUAGUUCAAAAGGGAUUGGAUAGUCGUUUAGCGACCAAAUUGUCUUCACUUUUAGUAAUUUCCUCAAUACCAACCCUCCUUACUUCAAGUGAUACACUCUUGCCUUCAACAAUUAUAACUUCAGCCAAUAUUAAUAUUACAUACUCAAGUUUUUCGAAAGACAGUGCUUCAACUUCAACGGUAACAAAUCGGUUUGACUCAAUUUUAUUUGAAGCUGAUUCCAUUCUUGCACAAUACUCCUCCUUCUCCACUGAAGUUGGUUUAUCUGUAGUAUCCUUUAAUGGAAUAGUGUAUCCAGAGACUAAUGCCACCUUCGCUGCCAAUGCUAAGGAUUUCACAAUGCAUAGGAACGGCAACAGCAUGAAUUUGAAGAGCCUUGUGAAACCUUUUUCAAUUUCAUUCAAUUCAAACACCCCCAUUAGCUCUAGCAAUAAUAGUAGAAUCAUUUGUAAAUAUUGGAAUGAAACCAUGUCCAAAUGGGAUACUGACGGUUGCACUUUGAAAUCCUUAAACUCGGCAACUGGUGAAAUUGUUUGCUCUUGUACUCAUACCACUUUAUUUUCUGCUUUUAUAGAGCAAGUUCCUGUGGGUAUUACAUUUGAACCAUAUGUCGAUCAAUUUAUUGGUGUUCAUGGUACUCAGAUUGCCCUAGGUUCAGUUUACUUGAUUUGUGCUGUUGCAGUCUUGAUAGGAUUAGCUUUGAAUGCUAACAAACAACCUGUAAAGAGCAGAUUCACAACCCCUUUCUUGGGAAUGGCAGCUUUGAUUACCCAAAGCUCUCUUCUACUCAUUGUUCAACGAAGUGUUUUGAUUUCCUCUACCCAAUCAAACGAUGCCAAUAGUUAUCUAGCUUCCUCUAUAUUGGCAAAUAUUAUUACAAUUAUUGUAAACACCAUAACCCUGUGUGCAAUCAUGACAUACUUGUAUCAGGUUAUGAGAUUUGAAUUUUUAAAAUAUUUCUAUAAUGAAUUAUCCUUAAUGAACGAUAAGGUGACUGCAAGUAGAUUUCUUCACUUUAUCAAGCAUCUGAUAUCUGCAAAAUUCUACAGCAUUAUGUUGAUUACUUUUGCAUUUAUCAAUUUAGCAUAUUGGACUUUGUGGGUUAUUUUAGUUAGAACAAACGUGAUUACUGGCCCUGAAUACACCCAAAUAGUUUCCAUUUCUUAUACUGUUGCAAUUCUAUUUAUUGGUUUUGCUGUUUGUUGUAUAUUUUCAGUAGAUUUGAUAAUGACAUGGUAUCAGAGAAAUUUGAACAAGAAUGAAACAACCAACAGAUCUAAAGAAUCUCAAAAGAUGAAAGCUCAAAAUAUUUUGGGUAAGGUUUUCAAUUUCCUCUUUUCUUGGUUUGUAGAGGCUGAUUCUCCACUGUUCUUCAGAGCUGAAAUGAUUUUGUUUGUUAUUUCAUUUAUUUUCCUUGUCAUUGUACAAGCUUUGGGAAUGGCUAGUCUUAACUAUAGGCUGUUACUAACAGGUUAUACCGAAACAAAAUUAGCACCAUUGGCUAUAGUAAGAACUGUAGUGACCUAUGACUCGGUUUCAAUCAUUUUCGAGGUAUUACAUAUUGUUACAUACAUGCUAGUGUAUGGAGGUUAUUCCCUUCUUGUAUUGUUAGCCCAAAGAAUGAAAGUGUGGAAUGGUGAAAAGAAUGAACAAGAGAAGGUAGAAAUCAAUCAAUACCUAGAAAAUCCAAUAUUCCUAAAGAUAUUUGAUAGUUUCUGCAGAAAAGAGUUUUCACUUGAAAAUCUUCAACUCUAUUUACAUUUAACCAAAAACUCCAAUAUUAUCGAAAAGGGACUGGCAGAAAUAAUAGAGUUUAUUAACAAUAUUUAUGAUGAUUAUGUGAAAUCUGGUUCUAUUAGGGAAGUGAAUAUUCCAUCUGAUUGCAGAAAAUCUUUUGCCUCAAUGGUGGCAAAGUUGAAAAAUGCAAAUAAUCUCGAAUUAGUAGACGAGAAGCAAUCAGUUUCCAAAACAAAAAAGAACUCCCUUCCUGCAAAUUUAUCUGAUAUGGUUGUUGAUAAUAUCAAAUCCCUUACAGAUCAAAUAUUAAUCAAUCUAUCAGAUACUUUCUCUAGAUUUUUCUAUACACAAGAGUUUGAAGAAUAUUCCACUUCCAGUAACAGCAGAGAAGAAUUAUUGAAACAAUCCAAUUUAAUGUAA
Messenger RNA from Naegleria gruberi, 4833 nucleotides. RefSeq lists its product as uncharacterized. Lineage: Eukaryota; Heterolobosea; Eutetramitea; Acrasida; Naegleriidae. The coding region runs from base 1 to 4833 and encodes 1610 amino acids. The record is from RefSeq and is a predicted model, not a curated record. The transcript has a single exon.